Drosophila suzukii is the source of this 561-nucleotide messenger RNA. Lineage: Eukaryota; Metazoa; Arthropoda; Insecta; Diptera; Drosophilidae. The record is from RefSeq and is a predicted model, not a curated record.
UUGUGUUACUAGGCCCAGGAUUGUUAUUGUUAUGUAAAGCAUCACCCAUUUUUGUUUUUGUUUUGUUUUAAAUAUUUAUAAAAAAAGUUUAUUUUAUUUUUUUCUUAUUCGUUACAAAAAUUUAAAAUAUAAUUAUCCCCUUCUGAUUUAAGUUUGACUAGCUUGUAGCCCCCCGUCGCCAUGUGCUCCACAGCUUGCGAUGACAGAGUACUAAAGCGUUCUGGUAAGAACACCACAAAAUCUUCAAGUGUGAGCAUAAUUUUAGCGCCGAAGCGUGUCUGCUUCACUUCAGCGUUCUUUAUCACAAUCGGUGUGUCAAACGGGAGAGCCUUAACACUCUUUAUUGGGGGCAGAGAGACGGCCCCAAGCUCGUUAAACUGUUCUCCAAAGUCAGACAUAUUGCUGCUGCUGCUACUGCUGCUGCUGCUGCUUAUAAUGCUGAUGAUGAAGGACUCUUCAAAUAGUUGCAUUCACAUGGGCCAAAUGACACGGAAGAUUGGAGUAAAAGGACCAAAAAUCCGAGCACGUAAAAUUGGCGCGAAAAACUUUACAGCUUUGUAA